Morchella importuna is the source of this 2466-nucleotide messenger RNA. RefSeq lists its product as uncharacterized. Gene Ontology annotation, biological process: mitotic cell cycle; DNA repair; DNA-templated DNA replication. Bases 1 to 2466 code for a protein of 821 amino acids. Gene Ontology annotation, molecular function: protein binding; chromatin binding. The transcript is spliced from 5 exons. Lineage: Eukaryota; Fungi; Ascomycota; Pezizomycetes; Pezizales; Morchellaceae. Gene Ontology annotation, cellular component: nuclear replication fork. The record is from RefSeq and is a predicted model, not a curated record.
AUGACUACCCAGCCUCGUGUCAUCCCACGAUAUGCUCACACCGCCGGACCCACGUCGAUGACCUAUUCUCCUGACGGGAAAUACCUAAUCACCGUCGGCAACAAUGAAGUUAUCCGAAAGUACACUGUAGCCUCCGACGACGAACCGGCAACAAUUGAGCAGUCGCAAGACGGAAAGACCGCCGUCGUGGCUUCCGACGACCAUUUUGUCGUCUCAGCAGAGGAUGGCACCGUCUCCAUAUUCUCAAUGGCAACAAAUACGUUCAUAAAGCUGCUUGUACGGACAAGUUUACCGCCACGAGACCUCUCAAUCUCGCCAGAUGGUCUCUUGGUCGCUGUUGCGAGCGAUGAGACGGUGGUCAAGGUUGUGAACCUGGAAGAUAACCAGAGGGUUAUGAAUCUUCGCGGGCAAAAGAAUUCAGCCAAACAUGUAGCUUUCCAUCCGUCGGGGAACUAUCUGGCUGUAUCGGGAGUUGAUGGGACGAUAUACAUCUAUUCUCUGUCUACGGAGGAGCCGGAGUUGGUCAAGAAGCUUGAUGGGAUUAUCAGCGCACUAAAGGAAGAUUCAGAGUCGAGCUCAAAGGUCGCUUGGCAUCCGGAUGGGCGGGCAUUUCUCGCACAAACACCCACUAGGGAGCUGGUGGUUGUGGAUAGGACCAACUGGGAGAAACACAGGGUCUUUGCCAAUGGACACAACGGAGAUAUCACUGACUAUGCAUGGUCUCCCAACGGCGCUUUUCUCGCUUCCGCUGGCACGGACGGAAAGCUAUUAAUUUGGGAGUCUAAAACCCAGACCAUAAUCUCAAGAUGGGACUACAAAAACAUCCUCAGCCUCGCAUGGCACCCCACCGAAAACACCAUCUCCUUUACGACCUCACAAGGCCAACUCUACACUCUCCCCAACCCCGUACCCUCCGACCAAGGAUGGCUGCUCAACCUAUCCGUCCGUCCCGCACCUCUCAUCAACGAUACCGGCAUCGGCAGCCACCCAAGCGUUCUCCCAACCCGCUCCAAACCUCCCGCCCAGCUUUACCGCGAGCGCAGCCCCUCCCAGGAUUCACUUGACGAGCUCCUCCCCGACGACCUCGACGACUUCAUUGAAGACGACGACGGCGCCGGUUACGUCGAGAUCAACCAAAACAACAAGCGGCGCGCCUCCGACCUGCCCCCCGGAGGCCUCCAGAUCGGUAAACGCCGGGCUUACGGAACCGAGCCCUGGGCGCCCGAGGUCCAUGAAAGCUUCCAGCCCGGAAGCACGCCGUGGAAGGGGAUGCGCAGGUAUCUGUGCCUGAAUCUCGUAGGCUUUGUGUGGACUGUUGACCAGGAAACGCACCACACCGUCACUGUUGAGUUCUAUGACCGUGAGGUCUACAGAGACUUCCAUUUCACAGACCCUUUUCUAUACGACAAGGCGUGCUUGAAUGAGGGAGGAUCAUUGUUUUCUUGCAAGCCAAAGGAUGGGAAUGGGGCCAUGAUCUAUUACCGCCCACAUGAGAGCUGGACCACCAAGGGCGAUUGGAGAACUAGUAUGCCGAAGGGAGAGGACAUUGUCAGUAUUGCGCUGAGCGAUAGUUAUAUCGUAGUCUGCACUACUGCGGGGUAUGUCAGAGUGUUUACACUUUUCGGCGUCCCAUUCCGCGUGUGGAGGCAGAAGCAUACUCCGGUUGUCACGUGCGCUUCGUGGAGGGAUUAUGUGAUUGUUAUGGGGAAUGGCGCGGUUGGGCCCGACGGGAGGACAAAACUUGUCUAUACCAUUGAGAACGUCAAGCGAGAUGAGACGCUGCAAAGUGAGGAUAUUGUUGCCCUUCCUGCUGAUGGAAGUAUCAGAAGUGUUUGCUUCUCAGAUAAUGGGGAUCCUUGUGUCUACGAUUCUGAUGGCGUCUUGUUGGUUUGUUUGCAUUGGAGGCUACAGGGGCAGGCGAAAUGGGUCCCCUUGCUGGAUACUAGACUUUUGGAUCGUCUGGCCACUGGGAUGAAGCAGGAGAGCUACUGGCCUGUGGCGGUGGCACAGAACAAGUUCCACUGCAUUAUUCUCAAGGGCGGCGAAAAAUACCCCUACUUCCCGCGCCCUCUUCUUUCCGAAUUCGAGUUUUCCAUCCCACUCACCUCCACGGCUCCCUCGGCGGCCGAAGCGCCAAAAUCCGACGCACUGGAGGAAACCUUCGUGCGCGAAUCCGUGCUGCACUCGCUGCAAGAGGAUUUCGCCGCCCACACGACCACCACCACGGAGGAGAAGCGCGAACUGGUCAGGUGUGAAAACAUUAUUGACAAGACGCUGCUGCAGCUUGUGGCGAUGGAGUGCCAAGACAACGACCGCGGCGCAAAGGCACUCGAGAUCUGUGGUCUGUUCAGGCAGAAGAGGACCCUGGAGCUGGCUGUGAAGGUGGCGGUUAGGUAUGGGAAGCUGGUGCUGGCUGAGAAGAUUGGGGAGCUGAUGGGUAAUAUGGAGAUGGAUCUUGACGUGUGA